UUCACGCUUGUUGAUAUUGCGCUCGAGGAAAGUGCAUUUCGAGGUUAGAACAUGCGAGUUCAUGGAAUGCGUAGCUCCUCAUCGUGAGAAUUAAUUCCGGAUGAUCAGGAUGUUUCGAUCAAUAAGGUGUGCGGUCUCCACGCUGCAUCGCGUGAGGGAUCAUCGUUGUUUGCAGACGAGCAGCCAACGAUUGUCAGAGCCUACCGAAGAAUAUGAAUAGUCCUUUUAAUAACAAUUAUGGACCGCAGCGCCUGUCACAGACGAGUAUAAAAAGGGGCCAAUGGAGGGUAGGUCCCUUUACUUGGACGCCCAGGCUACUACUCCACUGGAUCCGCGAGUGUUGGACAAGAUGAUGCCCUACCUGACGGUGUACCAUGGCAACCCACAUUCCAGAACUCACAUGUAUGGCUGGGAAACGGAAGAGGCGGUUGAGCAUGCUCGUCAACAAAUCGCAGAUCUGAUAGGAGCGGACAAGAAGGAAGUGGUGUUUACGUCGGGUGCAACAGAAUGUAACAAUAUAGCUGUGAAAGGUGUGGCGAGGUUCUACAAAGCGAAGAAGAAUCACGUUGUGACGACCCAGACAGAACACAAGUGCGUGUUGGAUUCGUGUAGAGCCUUGGAGGUGGAAGGGUUUGACGUGACGUACAUCCCCGUUAAAUCGAACGGCCUGAUCGAUCUGAACGAAUUGGAAGCGGCCAUUAAACCAUCCACAUCGCUGGUUUCCGUAAUGAUGGUGAACAAUGAGAUUGGCGUUAAACAGCCCAUCCAAGAGAUCGGUGCUAUUUGUAGAAAGAAAAAGGUUUUCUUUCACACUGAUGCAGCGCAGGCUAUAGGCAAGGUACCGGUCGACGUUAACGCGAUGAAUAUUGACCUCAUGUCCAUCAGUGGUCACAAACUGUACGGUCCGAAAGGGAUCGGAGCCCUAUACGUUAGAAGGAGGCCGCGGGUGCGAGUGGAGCCGUUGCAAAGCGGGGGUGGGCAGGAGAGAGGAAUGAGGAGCGGCACCGUGCCGGCACCCUUGGCUGUAGGACUCGGCGCCGCGUGCGAGUUAGCGAAGACUGAAAUGGACUACGAUCACAGAUACAUUAACAAGCUGUCGAAUCAUCUUAUCAAGAAGAUAAUGUCGAACUUGCCGCAAGUCGUGCGAAAUGGCGAUCCCGUUGCCUGGUACCCCGGCUGCGUGAACCUGUCGUUCGCGUGCGUCGAGGGCGAGUCCCUGCUGAUGGCUCUGAAGGACGUGGCGCUGAGCAGCGGCUCGGCCUGCACCAGCGCGAGUCUAGAGCCCAGCUACGUGCUGAGGGCGAUCGGCGCCUCGGAGGAUCUGGCUCAUUCCAGUAUCAGGUUCGGUAUCGGGCGAUUCACGACGCUCGAAGAGGUCGACUACACCGCGGAGAAUACGAUACGGCAAGUGAAGCGGCUCCGAGAGAUGAGCCCGCUCUGGGAGAUGGUGGAGGAUGGUAUCGACUUGAAAACUAUCAAGUGGACUCAGCACUAGUGCCUCGUUACUGCGUAGCCUUUGCGACCUUAGGUUUAUGUAAUAGUGUAUAGUGAUUAAGUGUAUAGCGAUAUACCAGUCAUGUAAAUCACGUUAAUAGGUUCGGGCUGGCUAAGGUACAAUUCCAUACGUAAUAAAUGUUUAUGUGAAAACGA
Molecule: messenger RNA, 1650 nt
Organism: Ooceraea biroi (clonal raider ant)
Lineage: Eukaryota; Metazoa; Arthropoda; Insecta; Hymenoptera; Formicidae
Gene: Nfs1
Product: Nfs1 cysteine desulfurase
Biological process (GO): [2Fe-2S] cluster assembly
Cellular component (GO): nucleus; cytosol; mitochondrion
Molecular function (GO): cysteine desulfurase activity; pyridoxal phosphate binding
Source: RefSeq, a predicted model, not a curated record